Molecule: messenger RNA, 1423 nt
Organism: Arachis duranensis
Lineage: Eukaryota; Viridiplantae; Streptophyta; Magnoliopsida; Fabales; Fabaceae
Product: putative FBD-associated F-box protein At5g56440
Exons: 2
Coding region: 268-1239 (323 amino acids)
Molecular function (GO): protein binding
Source: RefSeq, a predicted model, not a curated record
CACCCCAAUAAUAUACACAAAUUCAGUUAUAAUUUUAGUCUUUGUUAUUAUCUUAUCUUUAUCUUAUCUUUAUUUUAUCUUUAUUUGUUUUUAUCUUUCGUAGAACAAUGUUCUAUAUAUAUUUAAUUUUACCUUCAUAAUUUACAAUUUCAAUCAAUCACCAAUUAACAAAAUUUCUUCAUCUUUUACCUGCUUGAGAAACAAUAGGAUUCGCUAAAGCACAAUCUAUUUAUUGGGUUCUCACUGAACCCAACAGUGGCACUAGCCAUGUCGGGAGUCGAUAGAAUUAGUGCAUUACCGAAUGAUAUUCUUGUUCACAUCCUUUCUUUUCUGGAAUCUAGAAUGGUUGCAGCAACAAGCAUUCUCUCGAGCAGGUGGAGGGAUCUGUGGCACUCAGUUCCCACAGUGGACCUCGAUGACGCACUCUUCCAGGAUAAGGAAGAACUGUUUGUUCGCAUCGCCUACGCAGUUAUGCUAUCGCGAGAUGUAACGCAACCCAUUCUCAAUUUCCGCCUCAAAUCUGAGUAUCCUUCAUGUCGUCAAUGUGAUGUAGAAUUGUGGCUCAACACCGCCAUUCAGCGUGAAGUUAAGAGGAUUGAGCUUCAUUCUCAGAUAAUAAGGUUGCCGAUUGGAAUUCUCACAUGUGCAAGCCUUGUUGUUCUCAAGUUGACAUUCUUAAAAGUUGACCGUGUUUUAACAGUACACUUACCGGCUCUUAAAACUUUGUAUUUGAUUUGGGUUGUAUUUGUAAAAGAUGAAUAUCUUGAUAUGAUUCUCUCAGGAUGCCCAAAUAUUGAGGACUUGCAAAUCAAUAGUUCUUCUUUUUUUCGGCUAGAAUUCAGUUCUCGUGCCAUCACUUUCCGUAAUCUAAUUCACAUGAAGCUCUCCGUGUAUGAAUGUAAAUGGAGGUUGCUAGUUGGACUGCUCAACUCCUGUCCCUUGCUUCAAAUUCUUGUCAUCAGAAAGGAGAAGAAAUCGGCAAGUGUAUUGGAUCGACUAAAUCAGCGUGACACACAAACCGUUCCUGGAUGCCUUUCAUCGCACCUAAGAGCCUGCACUAUAAAGAAUUUUCAUGGUGCUGAUGUUGAUAUUCGAUUUGCAAUAUAUAUUCUGCAGAAUGCAAAUGUGUUAAAGAAGAUGACCAUAUGUUGCUCGAGUUCCUCAAGAAAAGAAGAUAGGCUUGAAAUUUUAAAAAAGAUAUCCAAGGAACUAAUCACACAUAAUAAAUCUGAGCAUUGAAAACCUUAGAGAUGGAACUCAUGACUUUUUCUAUCAUGUUAUGCUCCAAGCUCUUUUGAUAUUGUAUUGUAUAGAGAGACAAAUAGUCAUUGUUGGAGAUCAAUGAUCAAUAAAAAGAAAGCUUCUUUUGGACCUUUUGGAACUUCCAAUUGGAUUCAAGAUUUGUUGAUCUGCCUUAGACAAG